AUGGGGAAGACGUCGAAGGAUAAGCGCGAUAUCUACUAUCGGCUAGCCAAGGAGCACAAAUGGCGCGCCAGAAGUGCUUUCAAAUUGAUGCAAAUCGACGACGAAUUCCACAUUCUGAGAGGUUUGUGGUUUAUAGUUCUCAGUGAAACUUUUUUGGUUCCUUUUCAGGCGUCACAAAAGCCGUGGAUUUAUGUGCGGCGCCGGGAAGUUGGAGCCAGGUGCUGUCAAAACGUCUCUACGCCGAGGACAAGAACGCGAAAAUCGUCGCCGUGGAUUUGCAGCCGAUGGCCCCGAUUCCUGGCGUCAUCCAGUUACAAGGAGACAUCACUGCCGUAAGUCGAUUUCUUAUGUUACGUAGUUCAAAAUUAGUAAUUCAGCUUGAAACAGCGAACCAAGUCAUCGAAAAGUUUUCCGGCGAACACGCGGACAUCGUCGUUUGCGAUGGCGCUCCUGAUGGUUUAUUCAUUGAUUUCUUUGUUAUCAAGCUCUGAAAAUAGCUUCAUUUUUCUAUAAUCCUAGACUUUUACAGUGACCGGUCUCCACAGUUUGGACGAAUUUUUGCAAUCCGAGUUGGUUCUGGCUGCUUUUACCAUCAUGACGAGGACCUUGAAACAUGGCGGAACUUUUUUGGCCAAAGUAAGCCUUUUCAGGUUAUUAAGAGUUGAGGGAAAAUGUCAUUUCAGGUUUUCCGUUCACGCGACUCGCCGUUGUUGUAUGCUCAGAUGAAGAAGUUCUUCAAGCAGGUCUACUUGGCCAAACCGAGAAGUAGCCGCGCUUCCAGUUGCGGUGAGCAUUUUGGGUCAUUUGACAGAAUAUCCAGAAACAUGAGGGAAAAUAAUUGUGCUUUUAACCAGUACGCUUUUAAACGAUAUAAUGAUGGGCUCGGAACUUUUCAUAUGUAAUUUUGUUUCUUAAAAUUAUUCUGGAUUUUUCGGAAUUUCUUCUUUUAUAAAAGAAUAAUUUUUUUUUAUUUGGCCGUUUAUUGGAAAGAUUAUCUAGCAAUGCUCACUUGACGAAUUUCAAGACAAGCUUCAGAAGCCUUUCUGCUCUGUAUAGAUUAUUCUCCGCCAGAAGGCUUCCAGCCGACGAUGGAAAGGCCCUCGAUCGACAGAAAUCGUGAGCUGCAAGACUAUUCCAGUGGUUCAAAGAGUUGCAGGGGAACUGACACAAGAGGAACUCAUGAACGAGUGCUACAUCGACUUCGUUUCUUGCGGCGACAUGAGCGGCUGGGACAGCGAACAGAGUUAUCCGCUCGAUCUCCAGCUCUCGUAUCCUCGUGGAUCCAACGUUUUCGCUUCGAGGUUAAUUCAAAAUAGUUUAAAGAUUGAACUACUGGGUAUAUUAUUUUUAAUUUGGUUUUUGGAAUGCUUUAUUAAAGAAUUUUGUUUCAAAAUUUCUGAAAAUGUAGAACAGGGUUCAGAAAAAAAUUCAAACGAAAAAUAAAACCUCUUAAACAAUUUAUCAAGGACUGCUUUCAACCCAUAGUUGCUUAUAAAUGGUAUUAUAUUGAUUAAAUACAGUUUUACACGCUGGUUCCGAAUCUGUCCUCAAAAAAAGCUAUCUAAGAAAAGUUGUGAGCACUUCCGAUUGAAAAAGGACUUACAAAUGCAAAAAAAAAACACGGGUUUGCUCUUUGCAAUGCCAAGAAUGCUUAAUCAUGGCAAAAAAAAAAACGCCUUUUCUGUGAUCACCGGGACCAGCUCUAUCUAAUAUCCAAAAUUAAGGGCUAUCAGAGUAAUUGAUUUUUUUCAACUACCGAAGUUUUGUCUCUACAAGUCAUGGUGCCUUUAAUAUAAUAAUUUUUUUGAGCAAAGAUAGUUUAAGCCUUUGAACCUUCGUAUCGUACAACAGCUCUUAUUGAGAAGUCUUUUACGAAUUGAGGUCAUGCUCUGGGUGAAAAUUUCGCAUUUUUCUCUGAAUUAUGGUGAAAAACUUUUGUACGAAGGUUUUCUCAGUUUCCAAAAUCUGAAACUCAAUUUUUCAGCCGCUACGUUUUCCACGACGUCGUCCAACCUCCUAUCAAUCCUCCUUACAAGAAAGCGCUGGAGCUCAAAAGAGCCGGAAAAUUAGAGCAGUCCUUAUGGGAAAUCAGAAAAGCGGUAAGGUACCAUAAAGUCAAUGAAAGAUUUUUUAAAUGAAAUUUCAGGAGUAUGCCAAGGUCCGAGAAGUGACUUCGGAUCGGGACAGAAAGCGUCCUGGCAACACGGACAUCGGUUAUACGGACGAGCAGGUCUCUGGACUCGCCGAUUUGUUUGGAGAUUUGGAAUCUUCUUGAGUCUGUUUGUUUUCUUUUUUAACUUUCUCUGCCAUGUAGGAAGUUAAGAAGGCUUUUCGAUUGUUCCUGUUUAAUUUUCGAUGCGAAAAUGCGUCUUCUCCAGUCUGAAUUCUAAACUAUUUUCUACACACUUUUUUUUUCAUUGAAGCAAAAUAAUUGAUUGUUAUGAGUUGGGUAACUUUGUUUUUGAAUGAAAUAAUUGAUUUACACGUUGGAAGCUUGUUGGUACAUUGUAUCAUGUUGUUGAAUUGCCUUUUCCCAUUCAUGAAUAAACCUUUUUAACGUUUUAGUCCUGUAGGGUCAUUUAUUAGAGGUGCGGAGUUUGCCGCACAAAAGGUGGCAAACAACCACUAUUCUUAAUGCUUUCCGGACUGUUUGCGCAACUCAACUCCUUGCCUUACCGGUCAUGUUCAACUUCAAAGACGUCUUUUCCCUCCUUCUUCCGGUUCGGAAUGGGCUCCGGAAAGCACUUGGCCUGACUUUUGGCUGAAUUUUUGUUAAGUCCUCUCGAAUUGCCUUGGUCAACAAAGCGUUUUCCAUGCGUUUCGGGAUUUUUUUUGCUUGUGGUUAUUUUGAGAUUGUUUUUGACGGCUUUUUUUGAUUUUUUUCAAUAAUUUUUUUAAAAUUAGCUUUUCAUUCGAAAUUUUUCUAAUCUUUUCUUGAGAGAUUUUCAGCUUUUCUAGGCUUGCUCUCAAAUUACAAAUUAAAAAAAAUUUUUGAAUUUUUUUCGUAUGCGUAGUAGUGAAAAAAUAAAAAUCGGCGCUACGCAAAUAUUUUUUUCUCGCAUUUACAGUAAAACGGUUGCAAGAGAGCUCAAUAUUAUCGAGUUUAAACUACAUCAAAGUGAAAAAAAAGCUGUUUUGGAGAUUUUCAAGGUUCUCAUUGAGAAAUUGUAGAACUUGAGUUUUUUUUUUUGAGUCACACAGUCUAAAAACCCCCAAAAGUGUUUUUUUCUUCAACCUUGCUCUCAGUAAUUUUGUCAAUGCUUCUUCAAAGUUCAAAAAAUGGUUUAAAACAACUUGGGCGGUUUUUCGUUGUGUGAAAUACAUUUAUUGUGCGAUCAUGGCUUUUCCUUUCAAAUAAGGUAGUCGAAGACCUGAAUGACAUGACCUUGAACACGGCGACGGUGGUGCUCGACGUAGAAGGCGUCCACUUCAAGACGCGGAUCAGCACGUUGACGUCGCUCAAGAACAGCUUCUUCGACAAGCUCUUCGAGUCAAACUGGCGCAAGUCAUUGACCAAAGUGAGUCAAGAUGACGUGCGUUUUGAAAGAUAAGUCAAUGACAGGAAGGGCAUAUUUUCGUCGACCGCGAUGCGUCACUCUUCCCGUUCGUCUUGAAUUUCCUGCGCGACGGCGAGGCGACGCCGUUGCCUCGUGAUGAGUUCGUCCUGCACAGGAUUCUCCAGGAGGCCAAGUACUUUUCCGACCUCAGAAAUCAUGACUUGGGUCUGAAGUGUUCGGAGAAAGAAAAAGUAGUAUGGAAUACGAAAUUCGGAACUUAUAAUAGUGGAUAAUAUACUCAGCUUGUAAAGCUUUUCAAAUUCUAUCUAACAAAAAAGGCUUUGAUUGGCUAGUUAUGCUUUUUUGCGGUUUUGGUAGACCUCACGGUGCUUGAAAAACGGAAAAUGGGCGCAGUGAAAAAAAGUUUGGAUUAGGAUAACUUUGAUAGUUGUGAGCAGAUUCCUCUACGAAAUUCAGUUGUUUUUUUUUAAUUUCAUCAAAAGAUGAAGUCUUUUUCCAGUUACUUCAAGCUCGGACAGCUCCGCGACUAUGUAGAGCGAAGGCUCGCGUGAGUUUUUAGUUUUUUAUUGACUUUCUUACUCUCAAAACCUUGAGAAACCCUUAAAAAAAGUAAUAAAAAGGUUUAUAAGUAACUAAUUUUCAGAAGCAUGACAAAAGUAAUGGAAUUUGAUACGCCGCCGCAGCUCCCCGCUACAAAACGUAGGAAUUUUUUCAGGGUUACAAACUAUUCCACUUUUCAGCCCCAUUACCUCCACCUACCGAGAAGCCAGCCAUCCAAAUGCCGAUGAGAAAAUCGGAGGCAGACAAGAAGAACAAGCUGAAAAAAGUGGACUCGAUCAGUCUGCCGCGAAACUUCACGUGAGAUCAUAUUCUUUAAAAAAAAAUAUAUUCGAGAACAAAAAUAAGAAUCUAGCUUUUCUACCGAAAUUACAAAAUUUGAAAUGAGGAAGUGUUACAGACACGUUGCCCACGUCGGUUGGACUGGAAACGGCGUCGUUUUCGACAAUGCUUCAGAUGACGUCAUUGUACAGAAGAUCGCCAACGCAGCUUCUGAAGCCCUUGACUUUGACGUCAGAAUUUCCUCGAAUAACUUCAAAUAUAGAUGGAGUUUAGGCAGUUUACAACGUAGUGAAUGGCGAGAACGGAGACGGAAGCCACAGUGUUGAGGUGAGUCUGGUCGAAACAUUUGCAGAUUGAAAACAAAUAUUGGAAAAAAAGAAGUUCUAUUUUACAGUUACUUCUCUAGCACUAUGAUCUCUUUAUUUUUCUCCUGAAGAGUUUUUUCUUUUUAGGUGGUUCUAGCUGGAGGUAUGAUGCAGUCAAAACUGUCCGACAAUGCUCCGCCGAUACCGAAGAAAACUGUUCACUGAAGAUAAUGAAUAAUUUGAGCACUUGAGUCUGAGGAAAGGAAAAAUAUUCAGUAAAUUGAAUCAUAACUAUGAGAUAACUACCAAUUUGAAAAAAAUUCUAACAAAAAAAGGUCAUUUUACUUUUUGGUUGGAAACUUGGAAAUUGGCCAAACUGCUUUUCGACAAAAGAAGAUUCUGGAAGUCUCAACCUGCACAAAGAACUAGUUUUUGAGAAAUGAGAGCUCCAACCCCCGAAAUGACCUGUUUUAAAGGGUUGCCCGGGUUUUCUACGACAUUCCGGUUUCCUUCCUCAAAAACUUGUAAAUUAUGCAGGUUAUGACUUUCCGGUACAUCAAGGAGUAUUCUAGCGAGUUUUGAGGAAGAUUUCAACUACAAGCUAGAAUGACCAUUCUUGUAAGUUGAAAACUGAAUGACCGCAGACGCUAGAAGGUUUGGAACAUGAGUUCAAAAAUCGUGUAAGGAAAAUUGGAGAGGCCAACUCUUCAUGAAAGAAAAACUGACGUGAGAUUUUUGAAGCUUGUUUUUCGGAGAUUCCAUCGGGACCGAAAUGAGUUUUACCCGAGAGCCUGCACGGCUGUAGGUGGUCCUUUUGUUGGCGCAGACCCAACGGCACAAUGCCGGAGGCCGCAUCAUCUCUAUUAUUGGAUGCGUCGGCCAUCCGAUAGUAUUCUUCCGGUGCGUGCAUAUAAAGCUCGGCAAAAUAUGAGCUGCCGUUGCUCAAAAACGUCGACAGAAUAGUGCUGUCGUCGUCCCCACCGUUGCCUUCAUGACGGUCACCUCUUCACUUCUCGCUUCUCUUCUUCUUUUUGCUUCAGGUAUCCUUUUUUGUUCAUUUUUUUCAUCGAACUCUCGUCGGUUACUGCUUUUUUGACUAUCACUUUGAUUAUUUGGAAAUCAUGAGGUUUCAAGAAAAACAUUUGACCAUUUUUGCUUCACAAAAUACUCUCUUAAUUCCUUUUUUUCUAUUAUUUCAUGUAGUAAGUUCAGGAAACACUUAUCAAGAUCUAGAUUAAGUUUAAAAACUACCAACAAAAAUAUUAUUUUAGAAAUUUUUAGACCUCUAGAAUUCAUAGCCUAGGAUGUAGACUUUAUUAUCUGCAUUUAACUUUCUUCUCUUCGCUCCGAUUUUUUUGCCAAUAAGUUUAUCAAUAAAUCUUUGAAAUUGUGAAAUCCUACUCGAGAAAAGGCAAAAGAAACUGAUAUAAGAUUCUUUUGGUGGCUGCGCAACCUCAUUAAAAAGCACUUUGAAGCGUAAAAGUUCUUUUUUUUCUUUGUCUUUUCUGAUAUUUGCCCUGUUUGAAAUAUUAUUUUUUCAGUUUGGCGCAGCGAAUCAACUUCAGUAGUGCCAUGUAUGCUUUGUACGGUCUGCACAGAAACUUUCGAAUCAGAGUCAACACCAACAGGCGCCCUUAACGCAAUGUUCAAGUCAGUUUUCUUCUUUUUUUCUUUUUUUUUUUGUUUCUGUUAUUAUUUUUUUUUUCUCUCGCUUAACUAAUUAUUAACGUUUCUUUUUCUAACUAGUUUGUCUACCUCCAAAUGUGGUUAGAAAUCAAUCCUUUGAGUUCUUGCGGAUUCUUCUUUGAUUGACUCACCGGAGUUUUCACACCAAAGCGCUUCCAAAUUGAUUUUCCAUUCAUUGUUGAUUGAAAAAAAGCUUUUAAAAAUGUAGGACUUUUCCUCAAAAAUUGUUUCAAAGUUUGAGAUAUCGAUUUUUUACUAUUUUUCGAUUUGAAGUAUUGAUUGAAAAACCAGUUUUCUCACUUACAUUGGUUCCUUGAUGAACUCUUGAUUUUUGUUGCAGACCUGGUUCAAAAAAAUUUCCCAUGGCUUCUUUUUUUAUCGCAAUCUGUUUUUCUUUGAGGUCCUUUUUGAGAAGGCCCAAAAAAAUUAAUUAAAGUUUGUGAGAAGAAAUAAAAUGCUUAUACAUACAGAUAAGGUUAAUAAAAAAAUCAUAAAAAAACUAAUUAUUUUUUUGCACCCAGACUGCUAAAUAUUGUUUUCUGCGCUUUAUUUAUCUUGAAAGACUUGAAGGCUAGUGAGUCGUUAGAGGAAAUCAAGUCCUUUCUUCUUCACAUCCUAUUCCCAAAGAUUCUUCAUAAAUCUAUUUACUGGUAGAUUUACAGAAAAUGCGAUCGGAUGGGUCUGAUGGAACCAGUGUGCGGACAGUUCGUGACGGAAAACGUGAAGACGAUGUUCCAACACGCGAAAUCAGGCAUCCCGCCAGCGGCCAUCUGCCGUGCCAUGCAACUCUGUGAACAAUAA
This is a messenger RNA of Caenorhabditis auriculariae, 7150 nucleotides long. Lineage: Eukaryota; Metazoa; Nematoda; Chromadorea; Rhabditida; Rhabditidae. The record is from the annotation of a GenBank genome assembly.